Helicoverpa armigera (cotton bollworm) is the source of this 1921-nucleotide messenger RNA. Its product is annotated as sorting and assembly machinery component 50 homolog B. Lineage: Eukaryota; Metazoa; Arthropoda; Insecta; Lepidoptera; Noctuidae. The transcript has 14 exons. Gene Ontology annotation, biological process: protein insertion into mitochondrial outer membrane; mitochondrial respiratory chain complex assembly. Bases 134 to 1747 code for a protein of 537 amino acids. The record is from RefSeq and is a predicted model, not a curated record. Gene Ontology annotation, cellular component: outer membrane.
CCUCCUUUGUGUUACGUUUUGACGCGCGUCACCGCGCGUUCACACUUUUUGACAAAAAUUUUAUUGUUUACUACUCUAUUAUAUAAGGAAAACAAAAAUAUUUUGGAAGAUUAUAUUAUUAAAAUCAUUUUAUAUGAAUUUCAUCACAAAGUUACUUAAGCACACUAUGGGCACAGUUCACGCGAAGGUGUCACAUCGAACUCCUUACUUCGCGGAGGACGAGGCUCCACUCUUCGAGUUUGACGACCUAGAAGAAGACCCGCCCCCGCGCUCCUCCAUCGCGCUCAACGGGAUCAAGGCUCGAGUGGAUCGCGUGAACGUGGAUGGACUAGACCGCACUCAGGAUGACGUCAUCCGAGGCACCGUCGAUGAUCUCUUCAAGGCACAGGACUUCGAAGACGUUAUUGUACGCGCACACAAGGUGAGGCAGGCACUAGACAACCUUGGAUGCUUCCGAAAUAUUUGCGUAUACAUCGACGUCUCAUCAGGACCCGACGCCACGCCCGACGGACUCGAGGUAACGUUCCAAGUGCGUGAAAUGUCUCGAGUGACGGGCGGUGUGAACGCAUCGGUCGGUGAAAAUGAAGGCAGCGUCGUGUUCGGUCUUCGUCUCCCGAACCUGUUCGGCCGUGGCGAGCGUGCACAAGCUGCCUAUAGCCAUGGAUAUCGUAACACCGCUAGUUUUAAUGUCACGGUUUCCAAACCACUUCACCUCAAACCUUAUUCACCUGUGGUCUCCGGGUCGAUAUACCAGCACAGUCAAGACUAUCCCUGGUCAGGAUACCAUCUCCUCGACCGCGGCGUGCUCUUCGACGUCGCGUUCAAAACCUCACCCACGACAAAACACACCGUGCAGUGGGAGGGUCUCGUGCGUGACGUCACAGUGCUAAACAAGACCAGCUUCAAAAUACGGGAGAGCAGUGGUCCACACUUAAAAUCAGUGCUCCGCCACACUAUCAGCGUGGACCACCGCGAUGAAGAAGUAUUCCCGACACAAGGGGUCUUCGUACAACUUAGCCACGAGCUGGCCGGGCUGGGGGGCAGCGUGGCUCACGUAAGGGCUGAGCUGCGAGCUCAGGCGAGCCACACGCUCAAUGCGGAAGCUGGCGUGGUGUUACAGGCGAGUGUUACUUAUUUAGGGGUCUUCGUGACUGUAACUUAUUUAGGGGUCUUCGUACAACUUAGCCACGAGCUGGCCGAGCUGGGGGGCAGCGUGGCUCACGUGAGGGCUGAGCUGCGAGCUCAGGCGAGCCACACGCUCAAUGCUGAAGCUGGCGUGGUAUUACAGGCUUGCGCGGCGGCCGGCGUCCUACACGACGUGUAUGGCACGGCGCCGCCUGAUCACUUCUUCCUCGGAGGACCCACCAGUGUGCGCGGCUUUCAACAGAGAGGGUUAGGCCCACAUUGUGAUGGACAGGCCGUUGGUGGGAGGGCAUACUGGGCCAGUGGCGUCCACCUAUUCGCACCGCUCCCAGUACCAGGCGGUCGCACAGGGCUGGGCGCUUUAUUCCGCUCCCACUUGUUCUUGAACGCCGGCUGCCUCGCCUUUCCAGAGCACCGCGGCCAGUGGUCGGGGGCGCAGCUCCAGGCUCUCUCCCUGGCGCGGGUAUCCCUGGGCUUGGGGCUUUGCGUGCGGCUCGGGAGGGCGGCCCGGUUGGAGCUCAACUACGUGCUGCCGCUCAGGGCUCUGCCCCCGGAUAGACCGUAUUCAGGCCUUCAGUUGGGACUCGGCGCUAGUUUCUUAUAGGAAUUCAUACAGUGAAUAUAAGAUGAAAAAGUUUGCCGAGCGUUUUACCAAGUUUCGUGCUGUGCCCGUUUUGUGCUGUCCAUCACUACCGUCCGUCGUGUCCGUCACGUAAUGUCUCUGAUUGUCAAGAAUUUACUAUUGCGGUUCAAAUUAUAUACCAACCAUUUAUUUGUG